Messenger RNA from Echinostoma caproni, 2034 nucleotides. The record is from the annotation of a GenBank genome assembly. Lineage: Eukaryota; Metazoa; Platyhelminthes; Trematoda; Plagiorchiida; Echinostomatidae.
GAGGUUGAUGAUGAUGAUGAUCUUGAUGAUAAUGAUGACGAUGAUGAUGAUGACGAUGAUCAGGAUGAUGAACAUGACGAUGAUGUGAAUGAUGAUAUUGAUGAUGACGGUGGUGAUGCUGAUGAUGAUGACGAUGAUGAUGAUGAUGAUGAUGAAGAUGACGAUGGUGAUGAUGACGAUAAUGAUGAUGAUGACACGGAUGACGAUGACGAUGAUGAUGAUGACGAUGAUGAUGAUGAUGUUGAUGUUGAUGACGGUGAAGAUGAUGAGGAUUAUGAUGAUGAAGUGGAGGAUGAUGAAGAUAAUGAUGUUGUUUUUGAUGACGAUGAUGAUAAGGAUGAUGAAGAUGAAGUUGAUGACGAUGGUGAUGUUGAUGAUGAUGAUAAUGAUGAAGACGAUGAGGAUGAUGAUGAUGGUGAUGAUGACGAUGUUGAAGAAGAUGAUGAUGCUGAUGAUGAUGGUGAUCACGGUGAUGACGAUGACGACGAUGGCGACGACGAUGGUGGUGAACAUGUUGGAGAUGUUGAUGAUGAACAUGAUGACGCUUUUGAUGAUCUUGAAGUUGAUGAUGAUGACAACGGUGAAGAUGAUGAUAAGGAUGAUGAUGUUGAUGAUGAUGACGAUGAUGAUCAUGUUCACGAUGAUGAUGAUGGAGUUGAUGACGACGAUGAUGAAGAAGAUGAUGAUGAUGAUGAUGAUGAUGAUGAUGUUGAUGCAGAUGAUGUUGAUCACGAUCAUGAUGUUGAGGAUAUAGAUGAAGAUGACGAUGAAGAUGUUGACUUUGAUGAUGAUGAACAUGUUACUGAGGAUGAUGAUGAUGAUGACGAUGAUGAUCAUGAUGAUCAUGAUGAUGAUAAUGUUGAUGAUGACGAUGACGAUGAUGAUAUUGAUGAUGACGAAGAUGCUGGUGUUGUUGAUGUUGAGGAUGGUGAUGAUUACGACGAUGAUGAUGACGACGUUGAUGAUGAUGAAGACGAUGAUGACCAUGAUGUUGACGCAGUUGAUGAUGACGACAGUGAUGAUAACGAUGAUGAUGAGGAUGACGGGGAUGAUGGUGAUGAUGAUCGACUUCGUAAUGAUGAAGAUGAUGAUGAUGAUGAUAAUGACCAAGUUGAUGACGAUGAUAAUGAUGAUGACGAUAAUGAUGAUGAUAAGGAUGAUGAUGAUGAUGAUGACGAUGAUGAUGAAGAUGAUGAUGAUGAUGAUGAAGAAGAUGAUGAUGACGAUGUUGAUGACGAUGAUGAAGAUGAUGAUGAUGAUGUUGAUGUUGAUGGUUUGGAUAAUGUUGAUGAUGAUGAUGAUGAUGACGGCGAUGAUGAGGAUGACGAUUAUGACGAUGAUGACGAUGGUGAUGAUGAUGUUGACGAUGAGGAAGAUCGUGACGAUGAUGAUGAAGAUGAUAUUGACGUUGAUGAUGAUGAUGAUGAUGAUGACGCGGAUGUUGAUCAUGAUGACAGUGAUGAUAACGAUGAUGAAGUUGAAGACGAUGAUGACGAUGAUCAUGUUGAUGACGAAUAUGAUGAGGAUAUUCAUGAUGAUGAACAUGAUGACGGUGACGUUGAUGAUGAUGAUGAUGACGAUGAUGUUGAUGUUGAUGGCGAAGAUGAAGGUGAUGUUGAUGCUGAUCAUGGUGAUGUUAAUCAUGAUGAUGAUGAUGACGACGAUGAUGAUUAUCAUGAUGAUGCUGAAAAUGACGAUGACGGAGAUGAUGAUUUUGAUGCAGUCGAUGAUGUUGGUGACGAUGUGGAAGAUGAUGAUGUUGAUGAUGAUGAAGAUGAUGAUGAUGUUCAUGAUCAUGAUGAUGAAGAUGAUGACGGCGAUGAUGAUUAUCAUGAUGAUGAUGAAAAAAACUGUGAUGGAGAUGAUGGUUUUCAUGAAGUCGAUGAUUAUGGUGACGAUGGUGAUGAUGAUGAUGAUGAUGAUGAUGAUGAUGACGAUGAUGAUGAUAAUGAGGAUGACGACGACGAUGAUGAUGAUUACGACGAUGAUUAUGAUCAUGACGACGACGUUGAAGAUGACGAAUAUGAUGAAUAA